Molecule: messenger RNA, 3325 nt
Organism: Procambarus clarkii (red swamp crayfish)
Lineage: Eukaryota; Metazoa; Arthropoda; Malacostraca; Decapoda; Cambaridae
Source: RefSeq, a predicted model, not a curated record
GUAAGCUUGUCAGUCACCUUCAGAGAUGCUCCCAAGACACAGGUGGGCUUCUCAGGGGCUUGGGUGGGUUUGUCCUACCCUGACAUCUUUGUACAGCUACCUUACUUGGAUACGCUUGCAGGGUGGUGGCAGCAUGUAUGGAAGGCGGGGUAGUGGAAACUACCAAGAUGGUGGAAGCAGAGGUGGAGGAGGAUGGCGAGGUGAUAAAUAUAGAAGAGGAGGAAGAGGUGGUGGUGAUGGUGGUGGAAGAGGAAGAGGAGGUGGAAAGGGUGGAAGGGGAGGCAGUAGAGGAGGUCCUCCACCUGGACUUCGGGGCAAGGAAAUUGGUCUGUGGUACGCUCGACAGUCUCGGGAACGGCAAGAGAAAGAUGAGCGCUACUUACCAUCUAUCUCUAUGAAUGCUAGCCAAGUCAGAGAUGUAGGUCGUAUGUUGGACUCCUUUGAUGGUGGAAAUAAUUCUACCAAAAAUGUCUCAAGCUUGGAAGGUGCAUGUUCGACCGCACUUCCCUCGGAUGAUCUGGGACAGGAAUGGGAUCAUCGUAUAUCAUUUAUUAUGAAACAAGAAUUUGAUGAAGAUGACACAGGUGGUGAGAACAGUGGUGAAGGGUUUGAAGGCGAGAUCGACCACUUCUCCAACCCAGAUGCAUGGAUACACGACACAACACAAAAACGUAAAGGUAUAUCAGAGGGUGAUCAAGAGAAGAGGCCUCGGGGGGAAACCUUGGCUCGAAGACUGGACAAUAUUGGUGAAUCAGACUUUAAACAAGCCUAUAUGGCAAAUGUUCAUGGAAAUCAGUUGCGGGACUCGCUGGUUUUGGGGCUGAUACGAAGAGAAGACAUUUACUACACAGUAUGUCUUUUCUCAUACGAUCCUUGCAAAGAAUUGUAUAUGGUAAAUUUUUAUGAGAGGAGGUGUGGUAAAACUACUCAAGUUGCUCAGUUUAUUUUGGAAGAAGCCAUUACUGAUGGCCAAGGAUCUACGUGCCGCAUUGUCUGUACACAGCCUAGACGUAUUUCUGCUAUUUCUGUUUCACAACGUGUAGCUGAUGAGCGUGGAGAAAAGCUAGGGAAGAGUGUUGGUUACCAGAUUCGUUUGGAAGCUGUGCUGCCACGUACCGAGGGAUCUAUCUUGUUCUGCACAACGGGUAUUGUGUUGCAGUGGUUGCAGAGCGACCCAACCUUAGCAAAGGUGUCACAUCUUGUCCUUGAUGAAAUACAUGAGAGAGACAUGUUGUCUGAUUUUCUUAUCUGUAUUGCCAAAGACCUUAUCAAAGUGCGCUCAGAUCUGAAGAUUAUACUGAUGAGUGCUACGCUCAAUGCUGACCAGUUCUCAGAGUACUAUGGAGGUUGCCCGAUGUUGCAUAUUCCAGGCUUUACCUUCCCUGUCAAAGAAUACUACCUUGAGGAUGUCCUUGAACUUACUGGAUUUACAUUUGAAGACGAAAAGCAAAUACCCAUUUGGAAACGACGAGAACAGAAAGUAAACAGAGAAUUUGAAGAGAUGAUUGAACCUUAUAUCAGAAACCUCGAGCAAACUCAGAAAUACUCUAGCCAAACUCUAAAUGAAUUAUAUAAGAAGACCAGUGAAGAACUAAACUUGGACUUGAUACUGGAGUUGUUGCAUUACAUUGCUCAGAAGCCUCCAGGUGCUGUCCUGGUCUUUCUAACUGGAUGGGACAAGAUUUCUAAGUUGCAUACAAUGAUACAAGAGGACAGAAGGCUAAGUGGACGUAAAUAUCUAGUGAUCCCGCUACACUCCAUGAUGCCAACUGUUAACCAGCGUGAGGUGUUUGAUAGACCACCAGAAGGUGUGCGUAAAAUAGUCUUGGCAACAAAUAUUGCAGAAACCAGUAUUACUAUAGAUGACAUAGUUUAUGUUAUUGAUGGUGGGCGUAUUAAAAUGAAAAAUUAUGAUAAGGAGGCUAAUUUGUCAACCCUGCUACCUGAAUGGGUCACAAUUGCCAAUGCUAAACAACGCCGAGGUCGUGCAGGUCGAGUGCAGGCAGGUGUGUGCUUCCAUCUUUUUACGCGAGCUCGAGAACAAAUAUUAGACGAGUAUCCUCUACCGGAAAUUCAGCGCACUCGCCUUGAAGAGAUUAUUCUUCAUAUCAAGAUCCUGCGCUUAGGUUCUGUCAAAUCCUUCUUAUCUAAAGUGAUGAUGCCACCUGAUCAGUCUGUGGUGGAUGUGUCACUUCAGAUGCUUCGAGCAAUUAAUGCAAUAGAUGAAAGUGAAAACCUAACACCUCUGGGUUUCCAUUUGGCUCGUUUGCCAGUAGACCCGUUGACAGGUCGUAUGCUGCUUAUGGCCGCCAUUUUUUCCUGUGUUGGACCCAUCUUGACAGUGGCAGCAUCUUUAUCUUUUAAGGAUCCAUUUGUCACUCCAAUUGGCAAAGAAAAAACAGUUGAUGAAGUGAAGAGAAAAUUGAGCCAAGGGACCAAGAGUGACCAUUUGUUACUAGUGACUGUUUAUGACAGGUGGGAACGUGCAUGUCAGUAUCGUGAUGAAAGAAACUAUUGCUGGGACAACUUUCUUUCCUCAGCUGUAUUACAUCAACUCAAAAACAUGCGGAGACAGUUCAUGGGAUUGCUGUAUGAACACAAGUUUGUUAAUACACGAGAUCCCCGGGCAGGUGAAGUUAACCGCAACGCUGAAAACAUUGCACUAGUGCGGGCCAUCAUCACAGCGGGCCUCUACCCAAAUGUUGCCCGAGUCUUGCCAAACAGAGGACGACCUAGUCCACAUAGACCAGCAAAGAUCCGAACAGCACAAGAACGUCGAGUUGCAUUGCACCCAAAGUCAGUGAAUGAAAAGGAAAGGGAUUUUGAACAUCCAUGGUUGAUAUACAGAGAAAAGAUAAAGUCGACAAAAGUUUUCAUCCAUGACAGCUCUAUGGUUCCAAACUAUCCCCUUCUCUUCUUUGGAGAGAAACUAAACUACAAUUCUAGUAAUGGAGUAAUAAACGUUGAUGGAUUUGUACGAGUUCGAAGUUCACAACACGUAGCCCACUUAAUUCAGAGUUUACGAAAUAUAUUGGACCAACUUCUGGAGCACAAAAUUAGCCAUCCAGGGAUGACAAGGUGGGAGAAAUCAACUAAAGAAGGUGCUCUUCUGCACACGAUUGUGGACCUCAUCUCCAGUGAGAGAAGUACCUCCCAUGAUUACCAGGAAUAUUAUGAUGACCAAGAUGAUGAAGAUAAUUAAACUCAAGAUAUUCCUGAUCUUAUAUUUAAUGAAACUGAUUGUACACCUUACAAACAUAACUUUUUAAGGAGUAAAUAUUGCCUAUGUUUGAAUAUCAGGAUGUAAUAAAACAUUGCUAGUAGA